This is a messenger RNA of Pyricularia pennisetigena, 2733 nucleotides long. RefSeq lists its product as uncharacterized. The coding region runs from base 1 to 2733 and encodes 910 amino acids. The transcript is spliced from 3 exons. Gene Ontology annotation, molecular function: ribonucleoside-diphosphate reductase activity, thioredoxin disulfide as acceptor; ATP binding. The record is from RefSeq and is a predicted model, not a curated record. NCBI's taxonomy places the organism in Eukaryota, Fungi, Ascomycota, Sordariomycetes, Magnaporthales, Pyriculariaceae. Gene Ontology annotation, cellular component: ribonucleoside-diphosphate reductase complex. Gene Ontology annotation, biological process: deoxyribonucleotide biosynthetic process; DNA replication.
AUGUUUGUCAGGAAGCGUGAUGGCCGCCAAGAGCGCGUUCAGUUCGACAAGAUCACUGCCCGUGUGUCAAGGCUGUGUUACGGCCUCGACCCGGAGCACGUUGAUCCUGUUGCCAUCACCCAAAAGGUCAUCUCGGGUGUAUACGGCGGAGUAACUACUGUUCAGCUGGACGAUCUUGCCGCCGAGACAGCAGCGUACAUGACUGUCACGCACCCCGACUACGCCAUCCUCGCUGCACGUAUCGCAGUCUCAAACCUUCACAAGCAGACCAAGAAGCAGUUCUCAUCAGUGGUCAGCGACCUCUUCCACUAUGUAAACCCCAAGAACGGCAAGCUCUCUCCCAUGAUUGCCCAAGACACAUACGACUGCGUCAUGCGUCACAAGGAAGAUCUCGACUCAGCUAUUGUUUACGACCGUGACUUCAACUACCAAUAUUUCGGCUUCAAGACCCUCGAGAGGUCUUAUCUGUUGAAGCUUAACGGCAAGAUUGUUGAGAGGCCACAGCACAUGAUCAUGCGUGUUGCUGUAGGUAUCUGGGGUGACAACAUUGAGCGUGUCAUAGAGACCUACAACCUCAUGUCCAGCAAAUUCUUCACACACGCGUCCCCGACGCUCUUCAACGCCGGCACACCGCAGGCUCAGUUGUCGUCAUGCUUCCUGGUUGACAUGAAGGAUGACAGUAUCGAGGGCAUCUACGAUACCCUCAAGACUUGCGCCAUGAUCUCCAAGAUGGCUGGCGGUAUCGGUCUCAACGUCCACCGUAUCCGUGCUACUGGCUCCUAUAUCGCCGGUACCAACGGCACCUCGAACGGCAUUGUUCCCAUGCUGCGUGUGUUCAACAACACAGCUCGUUACGUCGACCAAGGUGGCAACAAGCGCCCCGGCGCCUUUGCCAUCUACCUGGAGCCGUGGCACGCAGAUGUCUUCGAGUUCCUCGACCUGAGGAAGAACCACGGAAAGGAGGAGAUUCGUGCCCGCGAUCUGUUCCUUGCCCUUUGGAUCCCUGAUCUGUUCAUGAAGCGUGUUGAAAAGAACGGCGACUGGACUCUGAUGUGCCCCAACGAGUGCCCUGGCCUCGCGGACUGCUACGGUGAUGAGUUCGAGGCUCUGUACGAGAAAUAUGAGCAGGCCGGCAAGGGUCGCAAGACGAUCAAAGCUCAGAAGCUCUGGUAUUCCAUCCUGGAGGCUCAGACCGAGACGGGUAACCCGUUCAUGCUGUACAAGGACCACUGCAACCGCAAGAGCAACCAGAAGAACCUGGGUACCAUCCGCAGCUCCAACCUCUGCACAGAGAUCAUUGAGUACUCUGCCCCUGACGAGGUUGCCGUGUGCAACCUUGCUUCCCUGGCUCUGCCUCAGUUUGUCGACUACCACAAGGGCGACUAUGACUUUGAGAAACUCCACGAGGUCACUCAGGUCGUUGUUCGCAACCUCAACAAGAUCAUCGACGUCAACUACUAUCCCGUCCAGGAGGCACGCAACAGCAACAUGCGCCACAGGCCUAUCGGUUUGGGUGUCCAGGGUCUGGCUGAUGCUUUCCUUGCUCUCCGUCUGCCUUUCGAGUCUCCCGAGGCUCGUGAGCUCAACAAGAAGAUCUUCGAGACCAUCUACCAUGCUGCUUUGACUGCCUCUUGCAAGCUGGCUGAGGAGCAGGGCACCUACUCGACAUACGAAGGCUCUCCUGUUUCACAGGGCAUUCUCCAGUACGACAUGUGGAACGUCAAGCCUUCAGAUCUCUGGGACUGGGACGCUCUCAAGGCCAACAUCAAAGAGCACGGUGUCCGCAACAGCUUGCUUGUUGCCCCUAUGCCGACGGCUAGUACGUCGCAAAUCCUGGGCAACAACGAGUGCUUUGAGCCAUACACUUCCAACAUCUACCAGCGUCGUGUGCUCGCCGGCGAGUUCCAGGUUGUCAACCCCUGGUUGCUCAAGGAUCUGGUCGAGCUUGGUCUGUGGUCAGACGACAUGAAGAACCGUAUUAUCGCCGAGGGAGGCUCCAUUCAGAACAUUGCCAGUAUUCCUGAGGAUACCAAGAAGCUCUACAAGACUGUUUGGGAGAUCUCGCAGCGUACUGUCGUGCAGAUGGCUGCUGACCGUGGAGCCUUUAUCGACCAGUCCCAGUCACUCAACAUCCACAUGCGCGAUCCGACCAUGGGCAAGAUUACUUCGAUGCACUUCACCGGCUGGAAGCUUGGUCUCAAGACCGGUAUGUACUACCUGCGGACGCAGGCAGCCGCACAGCCGAUUCAGUUCACCGUCGACCAGGAGGCGCUGCGUCUGCAGGACAAGGCCAUUGCCAAGGAGCGAGUACUUGGCAAGCGUGCGCCUCCCACCGGCAGCUACGUGUCUUCACCGGGUGCCUCAGUUCCGAGGCCGAUGUAUGCCACCAAGAGAGGUUCGGAGGGUAACUCCCUAAACGCCCAAUCGGCCAAUGCCAACGGCUACCCGACGCCGAGCACCACGCCUCCUCCGGCUGUUACUUCCAAACCAGUUGCAUCUCCCGCCAAAUCGGUUCCGUUCAAGGCCGACCAGGAGGAGGGUGAGAGCCCCAAAGCUUUGCCCACCGAGCCAACAAAGAAGGUCGACGAGGAGGAAGCCCUAGACAGCCAGAAGAAGAAGGAUACAGAGGACAACGAGAGCGAGAGCAAAGAGCGGGAGAUGGACAUCUACUCGGAAGCCGUCCUUGCUUGCAGCAUUGAGAACCCUGAGGCCUGCGUCAUGUGCAGCGGCUAG